GGCCCCCUCGGGCGCCCCCCUCCCGCCAGCCAAGGAGCUGGCGGUGACCCUGCGGGCCCGGCGGGGCCCGGCGCCCGAGAGCCGGGAGGAGGAGGAGGAGGAGGAAGGCAGGAGGCGGAACCGGGCCUCCUGGAUUGACCCGCCGGAGGAGAACUACUCCCCCCAGCUCUCCCAGGCCCAGGUGGAGAGCUGCAUGAAGAAGUACGAGGACACGUUCCAGGAUUACCAGGAGAUGUUCAUCCAGUUUGGCUACGUGGUUCUCUUCUCCUCCGCCUUCCCCCUGGCCGCCCUGUGCGCCCUCAUCAACAACAUCAUCGAGAUCCGCAGCGACGCCUUCAAGCUGUGCACCGGGCUGCAGCGCCCCUUCGGCCAGCGGGUGGAGAGCAUCGGGCAGUGGCAGAAAGUGAUGGAGGCCAUGGGCGUCCUGGCCAUCGUGGUGAACUGCUACCUGAUUGGUCAGUGCGGCCAGCUGCAGCGCCUCUUCCCAUGGCUCAGCCCAGAGGGGGCCAUCAUCUCCGUGGUGGUGCUGGAGCACUUUGCCCUGCUCCUGAAGUACCUCAUCCAAGUGGCCAUCCCGGACAUCCCGGCCUGGGUGGCGGAGGAGAUGGCGAAGCUGGAGUAUCAACGCAGGGAGGCCUUCAAGGUGAGUCCUGGUGGCGCGGCCGCAGCUCCAAAGCCCCCGCUGGGCGGGGCCUGCGGAGCUGGAGUAUCAACGCAGGGAGGCCUUCAAGCUCCAAUUUCUGCUAAAGGUCGCACAAUUCACUCCAAGAAUUCUAUUCUGAUCUUUGACAAGCUUCUAAGAUUUCAUAAAAAGUGUGUGCGAUACUAG
Pelodiscus sinensis (Chinese soft-shelled turtle) is the source of this 829-nucleotide messenger RNA. The record is from RefSeq and is a predicted model, not a curated record. Lineage: Eukaryota; Metazoa; Chordata; Testudines; Trionychidae.